AAAAUUAUUAUUAUGAUUAUGAUUACCCUUGAGCAGAGACUGGCUGGCCGUCUAUCGGGAGGGAUCGGAUGGUGCCUUUCCCGGCCCCAACCCGGCCUCGGUCCUUCCCGAAAAGGCUUGUCCGGAGUCCAGUGUCCACCUGUUGCUGUCCGUCAAGAGAGACAGGCGUCCGUCUGAUCCCAGCGAGAGACAAGACGAGGGCCAGGCGGAAAGGCUUUGCGCUCCUUGGGGAUCCCUCCCGCCAUGGCCUCCGGACCCUGCGAAGCCCUGGAACCGGCGGGCGAAGACCCCCAAGAGAGCCCCCAAGUGGACCCCCGGAAGCAGGGCCAAGGAGAUGCCAAGAAGCCUUCGAGCCAAGAAGAGAUGCUCAGCACCCCUAAUGGCAUAGACAAGGCAGAGACGGAGAAGCUCCACGUCGUGGACAAGGACCUGGAGGAGUUUGUGGACAGCGUGGCCGAGGUGGCCCGACCGGCCCGCCGGCCAGUGACCCCCCCGAAGGCUCCGGCCAAGUCGCCCCGGGCCGAACAAGUGGCCGAGAAGGUGCUUCGGGCAGAAAAAGUGACUGAAAGGCCACCGCCGAGAGCGGAGAAAGCGCCCGUGAGCCAUCCGGCUCCCAAAAUGGUCCCGGCGAAGAGGAAAACCACCCCGAAAGAGACCCUCCCGUGGGAAGGACUCACCCUCAAUAAGUGCCUCCUCGUGGCCUCCGUGGUGGCCCUGCUGAGUGUCAGCUGCCAAGUGGUCCAAGAUAUAAUCGACUACGGUGAAACCAUCCUCAAGGCAGAACUGGAAGCCUGGUCCCAGCAAGAGGAUAGCACUGGCGAACUGGACGAGCGGUGGUUUUACGAGCGGUGGCUCGACUGGUCGGACACGGAGGAGCCGCCGGAUAUCGAGGAAGAAGAGGAAGAAGAGGAAGAAGAGACGGUGGAAAUGGAGGAAGAAGAGGAGGAGAAGGAAGCAACGGAGGAGGAGAAAGAGGAGGACGAAGAGCACGACGAGGACGACGAGGAGCGUUCUGGGAAACAGCCAGCGGUGAAGAAGAGCCGGAGAGAGAAGCCGGCCAAAGAGCAGGCGGUCAAGGGUCUCAAGGCCGGACCGAAGGAAGAGGAAGUCCGGCGUAGAAAGGGGAAAGAAGAGAAAGAGGAGAGCAAGGUGCGGACGCGGAUACGGAGCCCCAAAGAGAAAGAGGAGGAGAGCAAGGCACGGAUACGGAGCCCGAAAGAGGAGGGCAAGAGGUUUUCGCGGAUAUGGAGCCCGAAAGGAGGACGAGACGAGGCCGAAAAGGCCCGGCGCAAAGCCGAGAAGGACUACAAAGCCCAUGAGCGGAAGGAGAGGAAGCCCACGAGACACGCCUGAGGACCCCCUCCUCGUUUUCCUGACCGCAAUCCCGUUUGGUUCCCGUCUCGGAAAAUGUCCCGGUUUCCCUCCCCUCCCGCCUCGGUUCGCAGCCCGUUUGAGCCGCUUCAAGCACUCCUCGAGAGCCCGAUUCGCCCUUCCCGCUGCCGCCGCUCUCAUGUCUUGUGUAUAGGUUUGUGUCCACAUUCUCGACCAUCUCCCGAUGCCGUUCGGACACACAACUUGAAGAACCGUGCUUUCUCCCUUCUCCGGCUCUGAAAGAGACUCCUUUGCUAUGUCGCUCCUAAACGCUCCAGCACUCCAUUGAUUACCAUGUAUUACUAUAUCGAUAUGUAUUAUUAGACAGACAAUAUAUAGGCAUGUAUUGGCCGUCGCUGGGCUGCUUUCCCCCUUCUCCAGCUCUGGAAAGGACUCCUUUGCUACGUCUCCAGCUGUAAGUCGCUCCUAGAUGCUCUACGAAUCCAUUGAUUACCAUGUAUUACUAUAUCGAUAGCCAUUGAUUACUAUGUAUUAUUAUAUAGCCAAUAUAUAGGUAUGUAUUGGCCAUCGCUGGGCUGCUUUCCCCUUUCUCCAGCUCUGGAACGGACUCCUUUGCUAUGUCUUCUAGACGCUCCAGCCCUCCUUCAUUGAUUACCAUCUAUUAUUGUAUUGAUAACCAAUAUAUAUGUAUGUAUUAGCUGUAGCUGGGCUGCUUUCCCCCUUCUCCAGCUCUGGAAUGGACUCCU
Molecule: messenger RNA, 2078 nt
Organism: Anolis carolinensis (green anole)
Lineage: Eukaryota; Metazoa; Chordata; Lepidosauria; Squamata; Anolidae
Gene: jsrp1
Product: junctional sarcoplasmic reticulum protein 1
Exons: 7
Coding region: 244-1353 (369 amino acids)
Source: RefSeq, a predicted model, not a curated record